UGUCACUUGUUCAUAUGUCCAUUGUCCAUGUCCAUGUGGGUUUCGCCACAAUUUUUUGGUUUAUUUUAUAUUCAGAGUGCUAUAAUUUAAAUUGAAGAACUAUGUAUUAAAAUGAAAGACGAAACAGUUAUUGAAAAACCUCGUAAGGAGGUUACUACUUCGCUAUUAGAAGCUUUUGAUUCAUUGAAAUCAGAUAAACACGAUGUGAAAAUUACUGGAGGAGCAAGAAUAAUUUCGCGGUUACAAUCAAAUGAGAAUGACAAGGAUUUACAGUAUUCCUUGAAAAGGAUAAUAAGAAGUCUGGGUGCUAAUACCCCAGAAACUCGAACUGGCUACUUUGCCACACUUGUGAGCCUGUUGACGAAAUUUCCAGAAAUAACUGUGUCCCAAUUGCUGGAGUUGAUAAAAAAAGAAUUACAUGCCAGUGGCUCAUCUAAGAGUGAAGUAGGUGAUGUCUCUCUUGGACAAAUUUUGGUGUGCGGGGCAAUAUUCCGAUCCGGAUUGAUGCUUAAAUGUACAGAAGAAGAACAAAAGCAGACUAUACAAAUGUUAAUAGCUGCAAGCACCAAGAAAUCAUACUUGGGUACAGUAGCAUCUCUGAUUCUCUUGGAUUUUGUUAAAGAGAUAGAUGAAGAUAAAUUUUCCAACAUUGUUUGGUCAAACAUAAAAGCAAAUUAUAAAAAAGCAAUCAAAGAACACACUUUGGAUUCAUUACACUUUCUCUUGGUUGUAAGUUCGAAAUUUCCAAAUAAAGUUAAAGUAAGGAAGUUAUUUGGAGUUCCAGAAAUAUUACAUGAAGAUCACAUAGCGGAUAUUAGUGAAAAGCUUUUGGAGGGAAUAGACUACAAUUCUGUUAAUCAUCCAAUUUAUCAAGAAAUUGGCAAACAGAUAGCUAAAACACCACACCUUUUAACAUUUUGGAAUAAAAUUGAUAGUCAGCUUGUAAAACAUAAUCGGAACAGGGAACUUGUUGCCAUUAAUAUACUGAACAAUGUAUUACAAAAUUUAGAAGACAAUGUAGAAGUUAUACCAGAUUUGAUAAGUAAUAAAUUCUUUAAAUUAUUCUUGGAUUGGUUCAAAGGACUACAGACAGCUAGCAAAAUAAGGAAUAAAAAAGAUGAUGAAGAUGACCACAGAAUAAUGAUCAAGAAAGAAAAAGAAUUACUCAAUUCUCUCAUUAAGGCAUUAAAAUCAAAAUCUGUAACAAGUUCUUUAAGAGUUGAAAUACUAAAGAAGCUUUUGUUUAAUCCUGGUGAGAUUAAUUUAACAGAAAUAACAGGAACCAACAUUGUUAAGCUAAUAUUCACUGAUUUAGAUACAGAUGGCGUAAAGAAAAUGGCAAAAUUGUUUAAAAAAGUUCUUCUCAAUACAUCAAAGAAGUUUGUAAAGGAAGGUGUUGAAAGGAAUUGGUAUAAUAAUGAAAGAGUUAAGGCUGCUGAGAUGAUAUCUUAUCUAGUCAGCCAUGAAGCUGUUAAAGAUGACACUGAAUUUAAAAUUUCAUAUAUGCAAAUAUUGAUGUGUUUUGGAUUCUUUAAAAUCAGUGGAGAUGAUAAUGUUGCAGUAGGCAGUGAUUUAGCAGGGUCAAUUAAAACAUGCUUUUACCGAUGUUUUACGUCAAGAUUCACUAAUGUCGACAAUCUCGUAAUGGUACUGACAUCAUUAUGUCAUUUCAUAACUAAAAUUAUGGAAAAAGAUCAGGUUCGUGAGAAACUUGAAAAACAGUUUACUAAAGAAAACAUGGGCUGUUGGGAAAUGCUCAUGGAAACUUGUGAGAAAAUUGAAAAAAUUGAAUCAAAAUCUAAAGUUGAUAAAGUUUUCCUCAUCUUGCUUUAUCAACUUGGUUUGUUCUUAUUCUCAGAGCCUACCCACGUAAAAGUGGCUCGCAGCUCUAUUAAAGAAUUGAGAGAUUGUUUCAACCAUUACACAAUGGGUAAAGUUAAUGAAUCUAAGAAAGUAAAUGGUGAUUUGGAAGAUUCUGAACCAGAAUGGGUUGAAGUAAUGGUAGAAAUCUUGUUAUCAAUUCUGUCUAUUGAAUCAAGUGUGCUACGAUCAGUAGUACAAUGUGUUUUUCGUCUUUUAUGGGAAUAUCUAACACCAUCAUCAAUAGGUCAAAUUGUCUCUGUAUUAGACCCUGACAGUGCUGAAAAUCCACUAACACAAGACAGCGAUUCUGAGGAUGAAAAGGAUGAAGAUGAGAAAAGUGAGGUUGAAAAUAUGGAAACAGAUGAAGUGAAAGAAAAUGGAGAUAACAAUAGUGAUAGUGAAGGCAGUGAUGACAGUGAAGAUGACGACGACAAUGAUGAAGGUGACGAUGAUGACGAAAAUGAUUUGAAAAAUCCUGAUCAACUUAGAAUUGCAGUGCAAAAAGCACUCGGAACUGCCGCAGCAGCAGAUGAUGAUGCAGAAAGUAUCAAUGCAGAUGAUAUUGAUGAAGAAGAAGGUAAAAAGCUAGAUGAAGCAUUGGCAGAAGCAUUUAAACAAUUCCAUCAGGGGAAAAACAAGAAAACGAAAAAAGAACGUAAAAAUAAGAAAUCUUUAUCUGAUUUCAGAAUCAGGGUACUAGAUUUGAUUGAUAUUUAUCUAGAAAAAGAUCCUUCAAUGGAUAUAUGCUUAAGUAUGAUAGCCCCUCUUACCAGAUGUCUUGAAUUUUGUAUGCAAGAUAAUCAAUUUAGUGAACUUGAAAAUAGAUUAAGAAAAACCAUCAAAACACUUUCGAAGGUUAGGAAGUUCGCAUCAGUUGAGGACAUAACAUUAGACAUUUUAUGUGACUAUUUCAAAGCAACAAUUGACAAAGGUGCAAGGUCGCAUUUUCUGUAUCAAGCACUUGGUGACGUUAUCACCAAUUUUGCAACCUUUAUCGUGCAUUGUUCUCAAAAAAUUGGCAGCCCUAAUAAAAAAUCACUUAAAAAAAUAAAACCUUGCCCACUUACAGGAAUUCUUAAAGAGACCGUAAAUAGUUUCUUUACUAAUCGUAGCUGUAUGUUGCCUAUCAUAUUUUUCCAUAGCAUAUUACAGACAGACUGGAAAGGUAUUUACGAGAUAGUACCAGUUAUAACAAAGAAUGUAUUUGAUAAAAAUGUGAGACAAUUCCGCAGAAAUGAGGGCCUUGAAUUGUUAAUAGGGUUUUAUAGAUCAUUGAACAGAAAUAAACCUUCAGUUAAUGAAGUUAGCGGUAAAAUUAUGGACAUAGAAAAGGAUUUUGAGAAUCAAUUAAUGGCAAUUAAGGAUGACAGUGAAUAUAUUGUAAAAAAUAAUUUUAUUACAUUAUUGAAAAAAUUAAUCAAUGUCAUAAAAUCUGUACAUGAGAGUUGUCACAUUGAAUCAAAGUUGGACUUCCAGAGUUUACAAAGCAUCGUGUCUGGAAUAAAGUGUGCGGCAAAAUCAAAUGAAAACAAUGUACAAAAUCAACAAAGCGGUAAGAAGAUUCAGAAGAAGAAAAAGAAAAAACGUAAGAACUCGCAAAGUAAUGGCGACAUUGAACCAGAAAUGAAGAAAUCAAAAAAGAAAGUACAGAAUGCAACACCUGAAUUGUAAUUUUCUUUGAUUAUGAAAUACAAAGUAAUAUUUUUACAAAAAA
Molecule: messenger RNA, 3577 nt
Organism: Colias croceus (clouded yellow)
Lineage: Eukaryota; Metazoa; Arthropoda; Insecta; Lepidoptera; Pieridae
Gene: Mybbp1A
Product: myb-binding protein 1A-like protein
Exons: 6
Coding region: 112-3534 (1140 amino acids)
Biological process (GO): regulation of DNA-templated transcription
Cellular component (GO): nucleolus
Molecular function (GO): transcription factor binding; sequence-specific DNA binding; RNA binding
Source: RefSeq, a predicted model, not a curated record